Molecule: messenger RNA, 2595 nt
Organism: Aspergillus ibericus CBS 121593
Lineage: Eukaryota; Fungi; Ascomycota; Eurotiomycetes; Eurotiales; Aspergillaceae
Exons: 3
Coding region: 493-2463 (656 amino acids)
Biological process (GO): mitotic cell cycle; intracellular signal transduction
Cellular component (GO): cytoplasm; nucleus
Molecular function (GO): histone H3T3 kinase activity
Source: RefSeq, a predicted model, not a curated record
CGUAGAUCUCUUAAGGUUUUAUGACGCCGACCAAGAGCUUGGUACCAUGAAAAACCUGCCUCAACUCGAGCUACCAAAAUACAUCAUCCGAGUCCGGAGUAGAGAAGCGCCAUGACACAUCUAGUCCUGCCAAAAGAAUAUCAGCCAGCUCUUCCGGAUACCAAUGAAAUCCGAUAGUCAUUAUCAUUUAACGAUCCAUCAUCAAUCGUCUAACAAGCAUUCCAUAAUCAAAGCCCCUUUCUCGGGGGUCAUCGAAAUGUCACUGACGAUGUACUUACAUAAGCAGAGCUUACCCCAGCAACCAAGCCACUAUGCCGCAUCAGGAAAGGCAUCAAUAGGCCAGUAAGCAUCAGUGGCCUCCGCGGAAUCUCGCCGGAGCUUCUGUACUUGCCAAUCUUGACCACAUUCUUCAGUAUACGCGGGCGCUAGGCUCAUAGAGCCUCUGGAACCAAUUCGAUUUGAAAGACUCGACUCUCCCGACUUGCCGCCAUCAUGCAAUCUCCAUCCUCGCCUGUCGUUGCGACCGGCAACACAACCCCUGGAAGAUGGAAUUCGAGACCGACAACCAGAACACGCACGGCCGCACAGAGAAAAGUCUACGGAAAGCGAAAAGCGGAUGCUCCCCGAGCAGUUUUCGACCAGCGAAGCCCGGCCAAGUCCCUGGAAAAGGAAGACAGAAAGGUGGUUCAAGAGGCUGUGGAUGGUCUACGGGAGAAGUUGGCCGUGGUUACGAUAGAGGAGGAAUAUGCGGCUCAGGAACCAGAUGUCCCCGAACACCAAGAAACGAGAGUUGGAGAGGAAGAGCGAAGUGAAAUAAAGGUCAUUCAAACAGACGAAUUGAAGCAUGAAGAACCUGCGCCGGAAGCGACACAUACCCCGGAUCGUGAACCCCAAGACGAGCAGAUCCCGGCCGAGGAGUCUUCUUCAGGGUCCGACCCCAAGGAAGAGACAAAGUACGAGACAAUGGUCGAAGUGAGAAUAAGCCCGAAGGUAGCUAUCGACAGACCCCGAAGACGGAAACAGGCUCCCGAAGGCACCACCGAGGGCGGUCGACGAUCAACAAGGAAGGAUAAGCCAGCGCCCCGAGUAUCGUCCGGAUGUGUGACGGAUGAGAAAGCAAAUUCCUACGUUCAGUCGAUUCUAAAUGAAGCGCUAUCGCCGGUUGCCGCACAGAGCGUCCAAAAGUUUGGGUCAUGGGCCGCCCGUGCUGGUAACUUGCUCGAGGUGGUGAAAAUCGCAGAGGGUUCCUACGGAGAAGUCUACAAACUACGUCUACGGGAAGAGUUGUGCAAGAAGGAAAUGUCCAAAUCCAAGCUCGCACGUUUGAAGGCCUACGGCGAUGGCGUGUUCAAGGUGGUCCCUCUGCGCGCUCAGAGCGGCCCUGGUUCGAAGAAGUUUACGAGUAUCGAAGAAAUCGUGUCGGAGGUCAAAAUGCUCAAGUACCUGGACCCAAUUCCUGGGUUUGCUCGCUUCCGGGAGAUUCACGUCGUUCAGGGACGGUUCCCCGAAUCCUUCCAAAAGGCAUGGGAUCACUACAAAAGGACCAAGGACGACUGUUUGAACCCGAACCCGUCCAGCAAACGAGCUUACCCUGACUCGCAACUCUGGGCGAUCAUCGAAAUGGACGACGCUGGCUGCGAGCUGGAAAAGUUCGCCUGGUCAUCAAUCUUUCAGAUCUAUGACAUCUUCUGGGGAGUCGCGAUGGCACUUGCGCGAGCCGAAGAGUAUGCAUUGUUCGAGCACCGAGAUCUCCACCUCGGUAACGUCUGCAUACGAAGUACCCGCCCCGAAGGCCACAUGGAUCCGCCCACCGACCACGAAAUCAUAAGUCAGUCAUUUACCAGCGGUUUCGGGCUCAGCACGUUAGAAACCACCAUCAUCGACUACUCCCUUUCCCGCGCUGAGCUACGGAUCGGCGAAGAAACCGAGCUCGUCGAAGUCGCCUCUUCCGACCUCGACAAGAAACAAAUCUUCGACGCCAUCGGUCGAGAUGAAGACGAAAUCAUGCUACGAAACACCUACAGACACAUGCGCGCCCAACUCUACCACGGCGACCCCCUUCAAACCGAAAAAUGCCCCGACAUCCCCGGCAUCUGGACCGAAUACGCCCCACGAACCAACCUCGUCUGGCUCAUCUUUCUUCUCAAAUCCCUCCUUAAGAACAGGAAGAGCGAGCCAACAACCUCAACACCGUCAACCCCCAGACAACCUCUUGCACCAUGCUCCCCUAACAAGACCAUUACGAAGCUUGCAUUGGGAAAGAAGCAAGAAUACAACAAGCCGCGAGUCACGGCCGCGACUCAGGAAUAUAUCGCGCAGUUGAAGAGGACGUUGGAAGAUCGAUUGCAUACUGUUUUGGAACUGCUGGAUUUGGAGAAUGGACAUGAGGAUAUGUGCUGUGCGGCGGAUUUGGUGGCGUAUGCCAUUGAUACGCAGUGGUUGGGAGAGGAGGAUUUCUUUUGAUGCAUAUGAAAUUGGGGUUGGUUUUGCUGUAUUGCAUUGCGAGGUGUUGGGGAUUGAUUCAGGCUCUGCAUUGGUUAGACUGGCGGGUGUUUGGGUUGCUUAUAAUUAUAUAUUUAAUUGCAUAUUCCACUG